GACUGAAGGAAAUAGGAGGAGUAGAAUAUGACUUUGCUUCAGUAUAUCUGAGUGCAUUUCUAACUGAAAGGGCCAUGGAGAUGAGCUUGGCAUGCAUUCUUAUUUUCAUUCAGCUCUUUGAAGCCUACGCAGAGUUGAUCUUCAGGCAGCUGAUGGAGAACCAGUCACUGGGGCUCUCCUGUUCCCCUCAGCUGGAACACGGCAGCCUGAUGGGCCUCCAUCUGUACCAUCGCAGCAGCCAGAGCCAGACGACCCUGCUGUCCAUGGCAGAGGGUGACAAACUCAGGGUCGACCCAGAGCACAGGAAGCGUCUGCAGUUCCGUGGAGGUCUGGACUCCCUGCAGGUCAAUGUGACCAUGUCCCAUUUACAGCGCAGUGACACAGGAAUCUACAUGUGGGAGCUGAGCUACAAAGAAAACAACUCGGAUAGGAUCGCCGUCUGCGCUCAAAAGGUCUUUUUGUUGGUUGAAGGAACAGGGAGGCCGUGCCAGUGCUCUCCCAGCUACCCUCCUGUGCUGUUCACCAUCUUCACAGCAGCAGGAUUUCUUCUGCUCACGCUCAGCUGGCUGGCCACAGACAAAUGUGUGAAGGCAAGGCGUCGUCACAGACCACCACCGCCUGCUCCUAUCUAUGAGGAAAUGACCAGGAAGCAGCAGAGCGCUGGAAUCCCUCAAAAUAGCCCAGAGGCCCCCUCACACCUGGAGGAAGUCAACUUCCCCGUGUACGCCAACCCCAACAUCCGACAGCCACAAGACAACUACUACGCCUGUCCCAGACAGCUCGCCCUCAGAGCCUGACGUGACUUCUGGCAUCGCACUAAUGGUGCAGCAAACAUUUUACAGGAAAUGACACCAGCUCUGCCGCAGAGAUACGAUAUGAAAGAGAUAGGUGACUUCUCGGCCAGGAAAUGAGAAAGAUCUCAGUUUGGUCGAGCCAAGCGGAGGCGCAAAGACAAACACCAAAUGGCACUUUUUUUUUAUUUUUUUACAGCCAAGAAAAAAAUGCUAUUUUAUUAAUAUUUGAAAGAAGCUCCAUAGUUCAUGAAAACAUUUGUUUCGGUGCAUGUCAUUUAACAAUCACAUUCUAUGAGGAGAAAGAGAUAUACAGAGAGAAAAAAUAAAACAUUACAAGCCACUGACUUUUCAUUAAAUCUCAGUACAGACAUUUUUACUUAAUAUUUCAAAAACAAACCAAAAAAAAAGGCAAAAGAAAGAAAAAACAAAGCAGCCCUAAUCCCAUAACUCCCACCCCGCCCUCAAAACAAAAAACUUUAACAACUGAGAAAAAAACCCUUGAGGGUGACAGGCUAGAAUCCCACAGUGCUAAAGAGUGAGACGCUCAUUGGUUUUUAGGAAUACACAGCAUGGCGAAGGAAGCUGGAGGCGGAGGGCUCACCACUCCGCCCUCCCGCACCCCCUUAAAAAAAAAAAAAAAAAAAAAAAAAAAAACCCCAACACAUUGGAUCCCAAAAACCCCUGCAAUAGAUCAGCCACUUAGAAGUAGGCCAUAAAAUCCCCAUCUUCCACCCCCUCCCCCCAAACACUUGUGCAUAGUUUCAUGAUCCUUUACAACCAGCUCAUGUUUUACAAACAUCCUCCAAAGUGUGAAAAAUGCUCCACAAAAGUCUGAUUCAUCUAGUAAUAAUACCCGCUGUGGGAGAAUGAGAGAGAGAAAGAGAGAAAGAGGAAAGAAAGAGUAAUGCACAAUGUUCCUGAUUCAGUCAGGACGGGACCUCAUUAAGAAAACACAAUAAAGAUUUAAACAUACAGCAUUUUGCAUGUUAUUCACUGUCUUUCUUUUUUUUUUUGAACAAUCAAAAUCAUUGACCUUUUUUUUGUUUUUAAAUGUAAAGCAAUUUUAAUAUAUAGAUUUAUAUAUAAAGCACUCCAUUUUCAUUUAAAGUCCAUUAUUUGGUUAUUAUGUAACUGCUACGGAUUUAGAAACAAAAGGUAUUUUCUCUUCUUCUGAAAUCCAUAACUUUCAGUGCUUAGAAUUGUUUCUUUUAAAUCAUCCUUUUUUUGUCUUUUUCUUUUUUUUAACUCAUCAUAAAAAUGUACAUUAAAAUGGCGUGGAGUUGGUACUCUGGAACCCUGGCCUUCCUGAGACAAGAUCCACUUUUUCGUGUGUGUGCAAGAUAGUGAGCAAUUAUGUCUUUUUUUUUUCUUAUCUUUUUUUUCUGUUUUUUUUUAUAUAAAGGAAAAAAUAUAUAUGAUCAACAUAAAACAUACAGGCUUCAGAUAGUCCAUGAAAUCAACAUUAACACAGAACAAAGAAAGGUUAAA
Molecule: messenger RNA, 2282 nt
Organism: Epinephelus lanceolatus (giant grouper)
Lineage: Eukaryota; Metazoa; Chordata; Actinopteri; Perciformes; Serranidae
Biological process (GO): adaptive immune response
Cellular component (GO): membrane
Molecular function (GO): signaling receptor activity
Source: RefSeq, a predicted model, not a curated record